AUGCCAAUGAAACGUACUCCGACUAAAAAGAAUAGCAGCAAGUGUAGCUCCGGUACUAUGCAGCAUAGCGAAUCCGCUCCAAACAUUGCCGCGAAAUGCGAAUUAUCAGCUAUAGAGAAUAUAAAUCAGCGUAAGCGUAAACGUGGGGAGGAUGAACUGCAAUCUUUUAGGAAUGAAUUUAUGGAAAUGUUUUCGUCAUGGAAGCGGGAGCAGGAAGUUAAUUAUACAAAUAUUUUAUCAGCAAUCGAAGAAAUAAAGGUUCAAAAUUCGGAAAUACAUAAAUCUAUAGCUUUCAUGUCCGAAAAAUAUGAUGUAUUAGUUGAAAAAAUCCGCACACUUGAAAAUGAAAAGAAUUCAAAUCAUCAACAAAUAGCUAUCUUGGAAUCUAAAAUGGAAACAUUAGAGAGAAGUAUUCGAUCAGCAAAUAUUGAAUUAUGUAACAUACCCAAAUUACCAAACGAGAAUCAUGAAAAACUGCUUUCUAUAGCGCAAGAGACUGCCAGGGUUGUAGGCGUGCCGAUUGAUAAAUCGAAUAUUCGUAACAUUUACCGUAUAAACUCUAAAAACGAGAACAAUAAACCAAUAAUUGUAGAAUUAUCUAGUGCUUUGUUAAAGGAGAAGAUUCUGAAAGCAGUUAAAAUAUAA
Diatraea saccharalis (sugarcane borer) is the source of this 645-nucleotide messenger RNA. The record is from the annotation of a GenBank genome assembly. NCBI's taxonomy places the organism in Eukaryota, Metazoa, Arthropoda, Insecta, Lepidoptera, Crambidae.